GCAUGCUUUUAAGUUCCUCCGGUCACUCAAUCAUGCCGGGACGAAAGGUCCGAUACGGUACGAGUGACUGGUUGUAUUUUACACUUGUUUGACGAGCAUAGUGACCCUGAGGAUUUGUAAUAUUAUUAUAAAUUCUCGGAAGUAGUGACAAUUUUAUAUUGUGACAUAUGAUAUACUAGCUCAGGUCAGGGCUUCUUGUACUUGUUAUUUAUUUUAUAUUAAUGAGAACGAUAUCAAGAGCAAACGUUUUAUUGAAAAAUAUAAGUAUUUUUCAAUGACUAAGUGAGUACUUAGUAAUUGCAUGGUCAUUACGAUUUUGUUUGACCACGUAGAGUUUAAUUUUGAAGUUGGACGACCUCCGAUUUCGUGUGAAGUGUGUGUUUCCAAUUUUCAUUUGAGAGUAUGGAGUAAAUGGUAAGACACGUUCUCAACUUUUAAUCCUGGUAAUGGUGAUAAGUGUCAAUAACUAGAUUUUAUUUCUCCGAUUUCGCGAUAUGUAACAAUGAUACGAAAUGAUGUAACAUGCCGGCGAUAGUAAAGUCUUUAAGUGUCCUUAUAAAGAAAUGUAUUAAAUUCCAUGUACAAGAAGACGAUUGGGAUAGAUUUCGAAGUCAAAGCAUCCAGUAUGAAAACUAUUUCAGAUAGACCAUAGUCGCUUUGACGAAGAGAUCUCCCAUAGAAUAUUUCAAUCGCAAUUUAUAUUUAUAUUACAUUCUUUUUUAAUUAAAUGAAAUUCUAUUGAUGUUUCACGUAGAGUCUUUUAAAGUCGAUUAAAUGGAACGAAAGUAGAGUCAUUGUGAUUCCAAAUACUAAUCAUGCAUUUUUAGAUCAGGAUUUUCAGGUUCAGCGUCUUCCGUGUUUACUCGCCAGGAUCCCAUUCACGUGCUCAGGUGCUACUUGAGUGGGUGAUAGGUGAUAGGCACGAUGAUCCUUUUGUAUAUAGUUUAUAAAUAUUAUCCACCGGCUGGCAAGUUUCUUCAUCGUGCACGACGUAAUCUCUGCAUUGUGUGUUUGUGUGGAUUAGGCUGCGGAGUUGCGUCGGUGUUCUUUACAAUUAAGUGUUGUAAUAUGUAUUGUAAUAGCGAAUUUGGAAUGUUAAUAUAAUAAAUCGUUGUAGUUAGCCGUCGUCUUGCUAGCCGAUUACAGGUGAACGGUACGUACAUACUUGAGCGUGUGAAUCUGUUUGUACGUUAAACUCGGGUGUGGAGUCGUUCCCGGGACGACUGCCGCAGGCCCCUACAUCCGAGAGGAUGAAAAGCCCGUACGUACCGUCGUGCCGUAUGAGUCUGUUGGUUCGUCUGUUUUGCCUUUCUUAAAUAUAUGAGGAUCAGGCAGGCAGGCAGGCAGGCAGGCAGGUAAUUGACAUCUGGUGCGCCUGUUAGCAUAUAAGUAGGUAGGGCCUGGCAGGUUGACACGUUCACGUCUUUUCCUUUUUACCGUGUCCAAUCUGUUUUAAAAAAUUUGCAUUCGCUCGAUCGACGGUGAAAAAUUGUUUUCACACAGUCGAUUUAUCGAAUGUAACUCUUGCGAUUGCAAUUGUUCGUCGUUGUCGGCCUCUCGUAGGGGUCAAAACGAAAUGCGUUCUGUUCGAGACGGAGCACGCUUGCACAGACCUAUGAUCUUCGGAUCCGGUGUACGCGUGCUUCCAACUGGGGCAACAUCGCCCGAAGAAAGAAGAGGCUACGGCCGAAGAGGCCCGGUGCUAUAUGCACCUUCGGAAGAGGGCAACUAUCAAUGAUUGUGCAUUCAGAAAUUAUGUUUGUAUAAUUUCCUAAAUGCAGAGUCAUCCGAUCACUACUUUGUCACUAUGCUCGUUUUAAUUUAUACUUGUAAACAAUCGGGAUGGCCACUGCUGCCCCCCAGAAUCUUGGGCAAUCGCGGUUACAUUUAGCGUUGCGAAUCGAAAUCACGGCUUGUAUUAGAGUCACGAUCAUCCCAGGUCGCGCUUUACUUAGAGUUGCGUACUGAUCGCAAAUUUCGAUUACAGUUUUGAUAGUAGCGUUUUGCUUUUUGCAUUGCUUGUUUAUUUUUGAGUCUUCUUUAGCUUCCUUUAUUAAUUUUUAAUUAGUGUCGCGAGAAUGACGAUCGCGUUAGAGUUGCGCAAAAUUGAAAGCCCAAGUAUUUCACCGAUACUAUGAAACUAUUUCUGCGUCAUCGAGGAUGCCACCAGAAUAAGAAGAACCAAGAAGAACCAAGAAGAACCAAGAAGAACGACAAGCGCGUUUAGUGUAAGUUGGAAAAGAGAAAGCAGAGAGCGCGUAUUUGCUAAUCUCCUCUGUGUUUUUGGGUGGGUAAACAAUGGAUAGAAAAUAUAUCGUUCGCUUGAAAUUUCGUUUAACGUAUCGUUAGUAAUUUGCACGUGCAAAAGAAUCGAGCUGGCUGCUUUUUAGAAAUUAAAAUACUAUAGAAUUAUCUAAUCUAUCUAAUCUAUUAAAGUCGUCUUGACAGAAUUUCAUUUGCACGCAGUUCCUCGCUACUUUUAUUUUUUACACAUUUCAAUUGCCACCCUUUAUGUCUCUUUAAAUUAUUAAUCGAAUCUCGUGAUAUAACGAUAACUCGUAAAAUCGUUUCGCAACGCAGAGCAAAACCGUGAAGCAGAUAUGUGUAUUACAUAAAUACUGACCAUUCCUCAUGAUUUAUGUAAUAACUGAUUCCACGAAGCGGCACGCGAUCGUGCAAAGAUUGGCAAAGAUAUACUUAUAGCGAAAACAUUUUGCUAGCGACGCUUCAGUUUUCUUGUUAAUCGUCCCGUAUCCAUGACAAGAGCAAGUAAACAAACGUCGACGUUCGAAAUUUUCCUAAAGAGUUUGCUCGUGAACGCCGAAAGCGAUGCCAGAAACUGCGAUCACUCCCAAAAGCUCGUCUUCCCUGAGCGCCUCGACUAGCUCCAGGGAAGAUACCAAUCAAUUCUUCAACGAGAAAAAAUUGUCACGAUGCAUCCAACGUAAAUUCCUGACGUACUCGCAACUUGCCGUAAAAUGUCACAGACCGGGUCGGCGGCAGUACCGUCCUCCGAGAACGUCCUUCAAGUUGACUGGCCUCUACCACACGACCAUUAAUCGCUCGCCCGCAAUCAACACCGCCACGAGUUGUCCAGACAAUUCGCCAUGCCCGAUACUCCGCAUGAUCGGUGCUCCCUGCAAAAAGAGUCUGUCCAUGAUUGACCUGACCCCCUUGGCGAUGGAGAACGAGAACGGUGACGUUAGAUCGGACAGCAGUUCGACCGGUGAACGGGGGAUCGAGGAACACGAAAAAGUUAAGGAAGAUCUGGGCGUCAGCGUUGGUAUCAAGAAGUGGAUAGACGGGUUCGCAGCGUUCGCAGAGCCAGAAGAAUCCUCCCGGUUCUUCCAACGCCCGGACAAAGCGGCCAGUGUGAUCUGCCGUGUACUCAUGCUGAAUGCUUGGAGACGCAGACGGGACGAGGUGCAAUAUCUUCACGGGACGAUCUACGAUCUGAAUCAACAGAUCGAGCACCUGUAUCUACAGAUCAUCGUGCUGCGACGACUGCUCGACACGGAGAACAACCGUAUCAGUAAACUGACCGCGGAGGCUCAUCGUGCCAAGAUACAGUUCGACGAAGCGGUCAAGGGGAACAACACCCUUAAAUCGGAAAAGGAGAAAAUGCAAGAGGAGAUGAAGCGUUUGACCGAGCUUGCCGAGGAGAGGCUGGUCGCCGCGGAGAACCUGCGAAACGAGCUUCUGUCCGCGGAAAAUCAGCUCCACGGCCUCGACGAGCAGAUGUCGAAGGAGAGAGAAAAGUUGCUCAAAUUGCGGGAAGACAAGAGGAUUCUCUUAGAAAAGGUAACGGCCAGCGAAGCUUUAGCCACGGAACGAGGAGCAAGAGCCGACAAAGCGGAAUCGAUCGUCGAGGAAUUACAGCUGAAGCUGGCUAAUCAAAUCGCCCUCGUCGAAUCCUCGCAGGAACAGAUAGAACGCUACUCAAAGGAAUUGAGAAUCAAGGAGGAGGAGAAGAACAAGUUGAUGGAACGAUUGAAAUCUACCGAGAACACUGGGAGAAUUCUAAACUUGCGGGCAGUUUCCCUGGAAGCUCAACUAAUUGACCGAAACAUGACUCUGCAGCGCAUUGAGGCAGCGUUCAAUUCACAAUUAUCGGAACUGAACGAAUUGAAAGAUCGUUUGAUACGGCAAUCCCAAGAGGUGGGUUGGAGUAGCAGAAUGUUACAAAUAGCCGGUACCGUUGUAAGAGCGCCAAGGGCUUUACUUCGCACGCUGUUAUCAGGUCCGAUGUUGACUUCUUAAAGAUUGUUCGGUAAGCCGAAGCACUCAAUUAAUCGUCGAUUCAUACCUGUACUACCUGUACUCGUUCCUUAGAUUCCAUUGUUCAAGCGUGAAUGCGUUACACUUUCAAGUUCGUUGUUGGAACGAAGAGUUUAAAAAAAUUGCACUUCGAGGCCGAAGGUGUUGAUUCCUUGGGAAGGAAGGAUGGAGAACGUAGGAGGGAAGAAUUUUAGGAAAAGUGAUCGGGAGGAGAUUAAGGGAGAAUACAGAAACCAAUUGCAAAACGAUCGCAAACUUAUGGGCAAUUUUGCAAAAGACGACUUUAAUCCUUUUUUUAUUAAUUUUUUUUUAACGGCUAUACUUACUUUCUGACGGCAGGGACUUUAUUACGCGGAAAAUGUUUUAAACUAACAACAAAUUCAUUUGAAAUAUUGUAUUUAAUGAUGUCGAGGGAACUAUACAUAAGGUUGAUGGAUAAAUAAAUGCAGACAUGAUCGAGUGCUUUUUAAAAUCUA
Molecule: messenger RNA, 4754 nt
Organism: Ceratina calcarata
Lineage: Eukaryota; Metazoa; Arthropoda; Insecta; Hymenoptera; Apidae
Product: WEB family protein At5g16730, chloroplastic
Exons: 6
Coding region: 2830-4260 (476 amino acids)
Source: RefSeq, a predicted model, not a curated record